Molecule: messenger RNA, 1719 nt
Organism: Durusdinium trenchii
Lineage: Eukaryota; Dinophyceae; Suessiales; Symbiodiniaceae
Source: the annotation of a GenBank genome assembly
AUGGCCUAUGAGGAAGAUGCCCAGUUCAAAGCAUUUGGUCCAGACACCCCAGCCACAAGACUUCAGGAGGUGAUGACCAAAACCCUAGGAGAUUCAAGGCUUGUCGAGCUUGCCCACCAGAGGGCCAAGGACAUUAUCAGGACCCCAAAGCAGGGCCAAUUUAGCAACACUGCUAUAAUGCAGAGAAUUCUGGCAUCUGACAUUUUGGAAGCCAGGAAAAUGAACACAGUGAAGGUUGCAGCUUCCACAAAAGUCCAGGCAGGCACAAACAGAACAGAACUCAACUCCAUCAAUGCUCUGAUGAAAGCCUCCACACACAACCUCCCCAAGAGCAUGCAGGCCAUCAUGCUACCACAAGGGGUGACCUCCCAGUGGCCAAGCCCAACACCACAUGGGCUUUGGCAAAGCGCUGCAGCCACACAGUGGUUGUUCAACUACUGGCCAAAAGCAGGCACUUUUCCAAGGGGGGUGACAUGCAACUCAGCAUGGCAAUCCAUUCUAGCAACACCAGGCACAUGUGUUGCGCAAAGGUCCACAGCUUCCAUCAUGAGGGUUGUGGCCAGUGCAGAAUUCUCUUUCCUAGCUUGGGAGAUGGCAGUGGAACAGAGUGACACUGGAGAGACCAUCUAUGUCAUGAAGCCUAGCAGACAGCACUUGGUGUGGAAGAGUAUUGUUGACCUUGAUGACUGGGCUGCAAUCCCAACAGAACCCACUUUGGCCAAUGUCUUCCAGGGGCCUGUGGGUUGGAGGAGGUCAGGGGAACCCAUGUCUUUGCCAAUGGCUCUUUGCUUGGCAGGCACGCCCAUUACAGUCCAACAAAUCAAGGAUCUCAUUGUGCUACUUGGUGGAGAUCCAGUGAGAGGAGUGCCAAGCAGGCAGCAUUGUGAAGACAUCCUUUUCCAAAUGCUUUUCAAUCCAGAAGACCUUCAAGAGGCCAAAACCAAAGCUGAGCAGUAUGUGUCAGCCAAGAAGCCCAAUAAGGACAUUGACAGUGAGUUCUCAGAGGUCCUGAGUGAACUGGGGCAUGAUGAAAACAACCAACAGGACUUGAAAGAUUUGAAGGUGAAGAGAAGGAAGGCAAGACUGAAGAGAAAAGCAGAUGAAGACAUCAUUGGUGGAAAAAAGAGAAAGCUAGGUGCUCUCAUCAAUUCAGUAGCCAAAAGGCUGAAGGCUCAAAGGGAAGGAACACUGCACACUGCAGCACAACCCCCUCCACCCCCUGAGCCUGAACACAAAGGUGGGACACCUGCACCAAAGGUCUACAGGAGCCCAGAGGAGAUCUUGGCUAAGAUCUCCCCACCUCACUGUGUGAUAGGCCUCAGCUUUGUGGACCACAGAUUCAAUUGCAGGUAUUCUGUGGAGCAUGAGGUGCUAGAAGGUUUGGCUUAUGCUGCACCAUCCAAAACAGCAUCCUUUGCGCAAAGAAGGGGGUGGCAGGCAGCACUCCAAAUCAUACACCAGUUCUGCUGGGAGAAGUGGAGUUUGAUCAGGGCAGACCACCCCCUCCCAGAGGGCAUGGAGGAACAAGCCCCAGGAAAGGUUCCACCAGAGGUGUUGGAAGCCCUACAGCCAAUCAUCGAUGGCCUUCCACCAGCAAGAGUUGAUUCCAAGCCAUAUGAAGCUGCUGGAAAAGAGGUGUGCCUCAAGACCUUGCCCUUGGCAUGCAUUCCCUUUGACAGCUCUUGCAAGCCCUGUGAAACUUUACCCCUUUGCCUGUAA